CUCCACACGCUGCAGUCCACUUUCGACCGAGGAAUAGAACGUUUGCCAAAUUGCCAGCGCGCUCGUGCCAAGCCCCGCGUUCCAAUCGGUGUGCCCCGGGAGAUACACUGAAUUGCUGCCCUCCUGUCGGUGAGAAGUGAAAAACAAGCAACGGGAAAAGUCCUUCAACCACAGUGAGGUCUUUGCUCCAGAGUGAGCGAGUACGGUAACGGGACGUCACUGCGAUCCAGGAUAUCAGCGUGGACAGUUCCGUAGAAGCGCACACAGUAGAAACGCUCCCAGUGAAAAAUCGCCCAACGACGACGGUCACAUCCGGUCUGAACUGUGUUGAAUUAAAGGGGAAAACAUCAAAUAGGCAGCAGAAAUUUCCCUGCUUUUCCAGGGAGGAAAAAUUCCAAAGUGUCACGAGGCGUGUUAUCGUAGAGGUGUCGCGUCUAGCGAGAAAAAUUGUUGGUUUCCAGUGUUGAACUUGCUCACUUUGAGUAAACGGAAUCUGUGUAUUCGUGAAAAAAGUGGUUCGGCAGUUGAACGCCCGAGAGGUUGUCUAUUUUCAUCAGUAAGGAAACAGAUCGACGAAAAUGAAAGCACCCGCGCUGUGGGCGGCCAUCGGAGCGAUACUAAUCUUCAGUGGCACUGCGAACGCAUGGGGCGGUCUUUUCAACAGAUUUUCACCGGAAAUGUUGGCCAACAUGGGCUACGGCAGCCACGGGGGAGCCUAUCGGCCGCAAACGUUCCUUCAGAACGAAAUUCUGGACGAGGAGCAGCAGAAUCAACGCGUAGAGGAAGACGUCUGCUAUGGCAAGCCUUGCUACUCCAACGAGAACUGCUGCCCGGGAUUGAUCUGCGUGAAUGUUGAUGGAGUUUCACCUAUUUCAGUUAUUGGGCACUGUUUGUUUGCGCUUGGCCGUAAGUACGGUGAACUCUGCCGCCGGGACUCGGACUGCGAAUCGGGCCUGGUCUGUGACAUUUCGACAUUGAGCGGCGCCAGCGUCUGCCGUCCGCCGAUGGUAUUGGCCAAGCAGUAUGCCGAGGAUUGCAUCACGUCCAGCGAUUGUGAUAUCACACGAGGACUCUGCUGCCAGGUGCAAAGAAGACAUCGGCAAGUGCCCCGCAAGGUUUGCUCUUACUUCAAGGAUCCCCUGCUGUGCAUCGGAACGGUCGCUGCCGACCAGGUUAAACAUGAAAUCGAGCACACUGCAGGCGAGAAACGAAUCAUCUACAACAAGCACUAAGCAACUUCACCGCACGGUAAAACGGUUGCUGUAAAAUUAGCUCCAAUGCAGCAACAAGAUGGCUACACCCAGAAGAAGAUAUUCAUUGUUGUACAGGCAGUUUAAGUUUGGAGUAUUUUAUUUGUUUCGUUAAAGAAGACAUGAACUGGAGAAACCAACGCAUAAUGUAAUCUAAUAAUGAAAGCUCCUACAAAAAGUAAAGUAGAGUGCUCGGCUGAAUGUGGCAGUGAACCGUAUUGGGAUGAGUCAUAUGAUAUCUGAAGACAGCCGAGACGAGACUUAUACUCACUACUGUGGAACUUUAAAAAAGUUUAAACUCGUUGUGGUAACGUAGUCAAGAGAGCAUAUAUAUACAUAUAAAAUACAGAAGAAGCACAUACUAUGAAUGAACUAAUACAUAUCAAUCAAUGUCCUUACUGUCCUUGCAGAUGAUUAUAGAUGAAAAAGCUAUUCUUUAUUAAUAAGCAUGAUAUGAAUGCAUAUAGAUAUAGGGGAAGACGUCCGGAAACCGGACGAGCCACUUUUGAAAUUUUUGCAUCAAUUUACAAGAUCCCUCCACCUAUUGAAUGAUAAUACCAAUACAAGUUACCACCAAAAAUCGGUUAAUAUACAAAACGUCCGCACCAGCAUUCUCAGUAUGUCUUUUCCUCCCAUUAAAUUCAUGAAAUUUACUAAGUACAUUCGGAAAACGAGAGGAAUAUUUCGAACGUCGAUUUAAAAUCCAUCGGCAAUCAAGAGUAGCAUCGCGUACAUCAAUAAUGGAGUGAGAGUCGCUGUGAUUCUUGGAAUAAAGCUUGUCCUUCUAUAAUCGUUCAUUCAUUCGCAACAGAGGUUGUGAUUCGACAGGAUUAUGUACUUAUCUAACGCCGCAUAAAAGAUCUGUGAUUGGCCAAAAGCUAAUCGGACAGAUUGAAGAAGAUUGAUGAGCAUUGCCUCGCCACCAGAGUUCUUGUCACGAAGGGAGACCGUGGGAAAUGUGACCAAUACAAUCUUAAUACUUGGAUGAUUUCAGUAUUUCUGAUGAUACAACUUCUGGAGGAGUCAUUCGACUCAUUCAUACACGGAACGAAAUAAAAUUUGCUUGGUUCAAGCAAAACAAAAUUUAUCAUUCAACAUUAUUGAAUGUACAGUGCUACGACUUGAAUGAAUUCGAGGAACAAACCGACAUAACCAUCAAAUUAGAAAUAAAUCGUAAAGUUUAAAGCCUCUUAAAAACAAAGAAAGAAAGAAAGACAUAAAUCGUUAUUUUGCGCUAUCAUCCCGUUUUAUCUGAUUGUUUUUUUUUUGUACUAAUUGUAGCAUCAGUUCUAAUUGUGGAGGAUACUAUCGAAACAAUGUCAAUAUUACAAUGCAUUUUCGUCCGCAGAAAGAUGGUCACCUGUAAACUACUAAAAAUAAAGAGUCACGAAUAUUAUACUGAUAUAAUCGGUUCUUAUGCAAAGAAACAUAUCGUUAUAUUAAAAAUUGAUAAGGAUAAGAAUUUAGGAUAACGGAAUCUACUAGAUAAGUUUAGGUCAUAAACCAUUAAACAAGAGAAUAUCAUAUUGGCUGAGGCAUUUAAUUAUUCGAAUGUUAAGUAUAUAGUAGUAGAUUAAAUAGCAGUGUCGAGCGAGAGGGAAAAGAAAUCAAACCAAACAAAUAUAAAAAGGCUUUGAAGAAGUUAUGGUUAAAUUACAUACAUAUCUCCAUUCUUCACUCUUUCACGCUAUUUUCACUCAAAACAAUGAAAUCUCGACUGAAGGCAUAGGCUUAUUCUUGUAAAAUGCUAGAACACAACGGAAAAAAACAAACUACAGCAGAUAAAAUAAGCAGUAAAUAAAAAAACUAACUGCUAAACAGUAACACGGAGUGAAAAUUAUCAAAAGAAUAACAAAUAUUUCCAUUCGACGAAAUCAAAAUAUUACUAAGUAGUGAAGGUUUAAACUACAGCAGAAGCCUACAUUCCAAAAUGCAUCCAAAGACUCUGGUACGCGAUCUAUUUGAGCAGAAAUGUAGAAUAUAACAUAUCUUGUCGAAUGUCGUCCCACAUUCUGGGUUAACAUUAUUUCAAAACAAGAGUCCACUUAACACCCUGGAACGUCGGUCGACAUACGACAGUUUGAAAUGAAUCUAAAAACACUUAACCAGCAAAAACAAACAAGGAAACUAAAACGGCUAUAAAUCGAAUAUACUUCUUUGGCCUACGUUAGGUUACGUUCGGUGAACAUCUACAUAUGAACACACCAACAACAACAGAAACAUAUCAAAUGUCUCGCUGUGGAUACAUUAAACUUGCAUCGUUCCAGAUGAGGAUUCCAUCUAUCAAUGAUAUUUUACAACUGACAAUUUGGCUUGCACUGUGAUGCACACGCCAGGCAUGACAAACAUAUUUAUUUUUUCUUUCAACUCUUUCUUUACUCUUCAAACGUUUAGUCACAUUAUUGAGUGUUAUUUCCAUCCGUACACUGUAUCCAUAUUGCAUUGAAUUUACUGAAAAAAGUGCAGGAAAACAAAAUAUUACACUCUUAUGUACAAACACAAAAACAGCACUCUGUUAUCAAAUAAAGAAAAGAAAUAUAUGUGUAUAUCUCUCAAAACUCAAAAA
Molecule: messenger RNA, 3816 nt
Organism: Toxorhynchites rutilus septentrionalis
Lineage: Eukaryota; Metazoa; Arthropoda; Insecta; Diptera; Culicidae
Product: prohormone-3
Exons: 7
Coding region: 579-1232 (217 amino acids)
Source: RefSeq, a predicted model, not a curated record